This is a messenger RNA of Aethina tumida (small hive beetle), 1778 nucleotides long. RefSeq names its product UDP-glycosyltransferase UGT5-like. NCBI's taxonomy places the organism in Eukaryota, Metazoa, Arthropoda, Insecta, Coleoptera, Nitidulidae. The transcript is spliced from 5 exons. Gene Ontology annotation, molecular function: UDP-glycosyltransferase activity. The coding region runs from base 674 to 1726 and encodes 350 amino acids. The record is from RefSeq and is a predicted model, not a curated record.
UCAACAAAGUUCCAGUAGAAAAGGAUCCUCUGAGGACAUCUAUCGUUCUAAACAAUUAAUGAUGUUAAUUUUCGCUAAGCCAAGAGCUGCAUUUAGGAGUUUAUUCUGAGAGCGUUUUAUCAUAACUGCAUUACCAAGUUGCCCAACUAAAAAUUGCUAAAUACCGACUGGGAAAUCAGUAGACACUCUAUUUAAUGAAGGUUACUGCGGAAUUGUUUCCAACUUUUUUUCGUCCAUGAAUCGACAAUCCUGGCCGCGCUUUGUUAAUUAACGUUUAUUAUUUCGUUGUAGGUACAAAGACAAACGUUAUCAGUGCAAUUCAGUGAAUUCGGAGCUAUCGCUGCGGGGACACAAUGUUACUGCUGUUACCACGGAUCCCUUACGAGACAAAACGUUGGUCAACCUAACGGAAAUUGAUGUAGGAUUUUUGCAUGACAAAUUUAAGCUUUUGUCUGAAGAAUUUCCAGUAGAACAAUCAUUAUUUUAUACUGUACAUCGGAUACUUUUUUAUACUCGUAUAGCUACACAAAGUAUUUAUGAAAAAGAACAUGUCCUCAAUGUUUUAAAAUAUCAACAGUUUGAUCUUGUUAUUGUUGAAAAUGUUUCACCGUUAGCAUUUGCUAUUGUCGCUAACACCAAAACGCCACUCAUCGGCGCCACAAGUUUUAGUGGUAUGAUAACUAAUCAUGAAUCCGUAGGAAAUCCCACACAUCCAAUUGUAACGCCGUAUAUGCUUCUUCCAUCUUCAACGAAAAUGACAUUUUAUGAACGACUUUUAAGCGUCAUGUUCAAUAUUUUCGUUAAAUUUCAUUACAAAUAUUUCGAGAUUCCGAAAUGUGAGAAAAUUGCCAAACAAUACUUUGGUAAUAUUCCAAGCUUGUGGGAGAUCGAAAGAAACAUUAGUUUGAUUAUAACAAAUGCAAAUCCCAUUAUCAAUCCUGUAAGACCAAACGUACCCGCCGUGGUUCAAGUAUAUGGAAUACCCAUGGGAGUGGCCAAACGACUUCCAAAAGACUUACAAUAUUUUCUGGAUAAUUCAACUAAUGGAGUUAUCUACUGCAGCUUAGGCACCAGCAUUCCCUGUUCCAACACCUCGACCACCGAGUUUAAAAAACUUAGACAAGUUUUUGAUGAGUUACCUUAUAAUGUUCUGUGGAAGUGCGAUGUUAGUGAAACAGAUGAGUCGAAUAAAAUAUUAUUCAAGAAGUGGAUGCCUCAACAAUCCGUUCUCAAACAUCCUAACAUUAAAGUAUUUGUUACUCAAGGAGGUGUACAUUCAAUCGAAGAAAGUUUGGAAAAUGGUAUUCCUAUGCUGGGGCUACCAUUUUUCGUAGACCAACCACAAAACGUGAAAAAGUUGAUUUUAGAAGGAAUUGGUUUAGGUGCUAAUCUUAAAACUGAUUCAGUAGAUCAAAUCAAACGUCAAAUCACUGAACUAAUAGAAAAUAAUAAGUACAAGAAAGCUGUCCUGGACAAGAGAAAUAUUCUGAUGGAUCAACCGAUGUCUGGAAUGGAUAAAGUUAUUUGGUGGAUUGAAUAUGUAUUAAGACACAAAGGGGCCCGUCAUUUAAGAAGUGCAGCAGCAGACUUACCGUUUUAUCAAUAUUUUCUUCUGGAUGUUAUAGCAUUUUUCUUAGGUGCAGUUGUUUUUAUCUCGUUUAUCACUUAUGUUGUUGUUGUUUAUGUUAAACGUUAUUUACAAGCAAUAAAAAUUAAGAAAGACUAAUAGAUUUUAUGUAGGUAUGUGGAAAAUAAAUGCAAUAUGGAAAAAAGUAAAA